CAAUCAGGCGGAGCUCAGCUUUCCUGACGCUGUGUUCUACCGCUCUAUGUACCUCAACCACAGACCGCGGAAGAUAAUGGUCCACUGUAGUCCGUGUGGAUUCACUGGGCCCUACGCUCGCUUGGUUGAAGGCAUUCCGUUCACUUAUGUGCCGACAGUAUUCCCCAAAGACGUCUUCGGCACACCUAUAGAUCCAGAAUGGUCCCACCACUCAACGGACAUUGUGCGCAUACGUGUCGUGAUGCGUUACGGGGGCAUCUACCUCGACGCGGACGUGUUCGUGGUGCAGUCUCUGCGACGAUUUCUUCGUUACGAGGCCACCGUGGGUGGCGUAGAAGAUGGAACUUUUGGCAAUAUGAUAAUGAUCGCGCACAACAACUCCCGUGUCAUGCGUCUGUUCAUGGACACCUACCGCGAGUUCAAUGCAUCACUGUGGACCUACAAUUCCGCAGACGUGCCCACCACACAAUUCGUUGACAAGCGGCCUCACCUGUUCCACCGCAUGACCCACGGCCUCGAGACAUACAUGCUUCCAGCUAUCUACUUGCCCCACUUCAUCCCCGACUGGCGGAACGCCUACGCCAUGCACACUUUAAUUAACCACCGCCAUCUUGCGAAAGAAGACCCACUGAUUGGUCAAGAGCUCAACGAGACAACCAUCAGAAACUACGAUACAGCCUUGGGACAGAUGGUUCGCUCAGUUCUUUUCGGCACGUCAGAUUUUGUCGCUCCCGAUGCUCGCUUGCUGAAUGUUACUGAACUGGCUGCCAUGAAGGACCGCGGCGAUGACCUCACUCGAAUGGAUACUGGAAGUUCGAGACCAUUCUAUUAUCCAAAUUAGUUCCCGGGAAUGGUGCCUGCGUUAUCGGCAGCGCUGUUGACAUAUGUUUCUUUCGCGUCUGUGUAUCCAGGAAUAAAAGUUGAUGGUUGAGAGA
Messenger RNA from Dermacentor albipictus, 935 nucleotides. RefSeq lists its product as uncharacterized. NCBI's taxonomy places the organism in Eukaryota, Metazoa, Arthropoda, Arachnida, Ixodida, Ixodidae. The record is from RefSeq and is a predicted model, not a curated record.